This is a messenger RNA of Fusarium graminearum PH-1, 1189 nucleotides long. RefSeq lists its product as uncharacterized. The transcript has a single exon. The coding region runs from base 287 to 946 and encodes 219 amino acids. NCBI's taxonomy places the organism in Eukaryota, Fungi, Ascomycota, Sordariomycetes, Hypocreales, Nectriaceae. The record is from RefSeq and is a predicted model, not a curated record.
CUGAGUGAGUCCAGGAUACCCAUCUCAUGUAUAUAAAGUCCAUCACCUCCACCUCGAAUACAAUCACUUUCCCUCUACUCUCCAUCACAGUUACAUUCCUUCCUUUUUCGCUACCGAAUACUCUUCUUCGUUCACUCCAGACCUAGAUCUGAGAUCAGUCCUUACAAACAAGCUUACUUGUCCAUUCCUUCCUCUCCGCCGUGCGUUGAGAUAUAUCAAGUCGAGCCAGUCUCCAAAUCAACAAAACUUCUAAAAAGUAUAUACAACUUUUUCAAAACCACUCAAAAUGUUCACCAAGUUCACCACUAUUGUCGCGGCUGCUGCUGCCCUUGUCUCUGCCAACCCUCUCCCUCGAGGCGAGUCCGGCUCUUGCAGCGUCACUCCUCACGACAUGUACUCCAGCAGCAUCGGAGUCCUGGGUUGCAAGAUCAACACCAACCGCGUCGCCUACUGGCCCGGUUCCGUUGACUGCAACAAUAUCUGCGUCAAGGUCUCCAACGAGGGCCGCUCCGUCUAUCUCCUCAAGAUUGACUCUUCCGGCGGUGCCCACGACAUCUCUUACGAUGCCUGGAACUACCUUGGCUUCGGCAAGUCUGCCACCCAGGACCCCCAGAUGGGAGGUGGCAUCAACAUGGACUACGAGUACGUCCACGCCUCCAAGUGCAAGGACCUCCUCGACGACGGCAAGCUUCCCCUCGCCGCCGCCAACUCGAUGAACUACGUCGCCUCUUGCCUGAGCGAGCCCAAGAGCUGGGUCGCCCAGAACUACGAGCUGUACAACAUCAACGACCCCGUCUGCAAGCACGGCGUCGACGAGAAGUGCCACCUCAACCUCGCCGUCAGCAACCAGCCCGAGUGCCCCAGCGGCCUCGGCUCCGUCAAGGGUCUCAAGCUCAAGGUUGAGAACAUUAUGUACGGCACUGGCGAGAAGGCCGUCGCCCUCUAAAUGGGUUUUUGUCUUAUACCUCUUUAUGUCUUACCAUGCCAUGAUGAUCACAAUAGAGAAAUCGCCGCCCUAGCAACUAGAUGCAGGGAGCGUGUCACUUUGCUACGAAUGAUAUGAAAAAAAUACUCUGUAAUGAUACACAGGAUACAGAGGAAAAAAGGAUUGUUUAUUGCAUUUUAUUUUACUUUUCAUGUAUAUACAUAGACCAUUGCCGACACGUCAAAUAGACUACACCUUCUUCAA